This is a messenger RNA of Lotus japonicus, 4852 nucleotides long. RefSeq names its product ENHANCER OF AG-4 protein 2. Lineage: Eukaryota; Viridiplantae; Streptophyta; Magnoliopsida; Fabales; Fabaceae. The coding region runs from base 306 to 4640 and encodes 1444 amino acids. The record is from RefSeq and is a predicted model, not a curated record. The transcript has 12 exons. Gene Ontology annotation, molecular function: transcription coregulator activity; double-stranded DNA binding. Gene Ontology annotation, cellular component: nucleus. Gene Ontology annotation, biological process: regulation of transcription by RNA polymerase II.
UUCUCACACCCUUCUGGGCAAAAACCAAAACCAAAACACAAACGCAAACAAGCCAAAGCCAUUCUCUCACAAAAAUCUCAUCUCUCUCACACUCUCUCUCUCUCUCUGUCAAUCUCUUCAUCUCUCUACCACCGUCACUCUCUCCCCCUCUCAAUUCUCUCUCCGCCGCUGAAUCUCCGUUCAAGAUCCCCGCGGCGCCUCCGCGGGAUUUUUCUAGGGUUUUCCGAUCGUUCCUUCCCCUUUUCCACUGCGUCGUCGUUUUCCGAUUCCGGCCACCCUGUAGCACCGACGACGAACCGGUGGUCAUGCCUCCCGCGCGCCGACGCGGAGCGAACAAGGCCAAGGCGAACGGGCACUUGAGUUUGGGCGAUCUCGUGCUCGCGAAGGUUAAGGGCUUCCCCGCUUGGCCUGCCAAGAUAAGCAGACCUGAAGAUUGGGAUAAAGCCCCUGAUCCCAAGAAAUAUUUUGUUCAAUUCUUUGGCACCGAAGAAAUAGCUUUCGUUACACCUGCAGACAUUCAGACAUUCACCAGUGAGUCAAAAAAUAAGUUAUCUGCUCGUCUUCAAGGCAAAACUGUCCAGAAACACUUUGUUCAAGCUGUGAAGGAAAUCUGUGCAGCUUUUGAUGAGAAUCAGAAACUGAAAGCUAGUGGUUUGGCAGAUGACACCGAUGAUUCUCGUCUUGGUUCAGAGGCUCCUUCUGUUGAUGGUGUAGUGGGUAACCUAAAGGAUGCCGCUGAUGCUGUGGUAUCAAAUGCAGAAAAAGAUGACAUCUGCAUGGACAAUGUUGACCCUAAUUUGGAGCACUGUACACAAAGAAUAGAAGAAAGUGGUAACCAAGAUGAAAAACUCUCUGAAUCUGGCCAUCCAAAUGAUAGUUCUGGUUCGUUGCCUGUGAUCAAAAGUAAAUUACCCAAUGGUUCAGAGAUAAUGAAUAAGUCUAGCAAGUCCAGUGUUAAAGGUUCAAGUAGUGUUGAUGAUAAUGGACAUGGUGCUCUAAAAAAUGGAAGCAAGACAAGAAAGGUUGUUACUGGCUCAAAGAAACAAAGUGAGGCUGCAGAUGAUAUAAAUAAAAAUGGUGGAUCAUCUACUGGAAAAAAAUUGAAGGAGGGAAAUUCUACUGGUGGUGCUGAUCGUUCCAGGUCUGGAGUGACAUUGAAAGAUGGGAAAAAAAGGAAAAUUGCACCAUCUGUUAAAUCAGAUGCUCCAGAAACUCUUAAAUCAGGUUCUAAUGGUAAUGCUGGAGAAAAAAGUAAGAACUUGAUACCUAUUAAAACAAGUCCUAAGGUAAAAAAGGACUUACAGGAGUCGGAGGAAACUGAUGGAAAAAGCUCUAGCAUGGGAAAGAAGGUCCAAUUGCUUGCAAAGCAUAAUGUGAGAGCAAAUGAAUCCUUACAUGCUACCAAGAGGUUGAAGCGUGCAGAUGCCAAAGAUGAUUCAACUUUAGGAUACUUACCGAAGGAUGUGAAAAGUGCUCCGCCUGGUUCUAUUGCUGUUGAAGGCAAAGCAUUUAAAAAAAUGGAGUUAAAAAGGUCCACAUCAAAUUUAAAAACAGAAAAAAGCGUGCCAUCAAGGGCUCAAGUUGGUGUUGUCGGGUCUGAUGAUUCUGUCCAUGAGGUGCUACCUGAGACCAACCAUCAUAGCAAAGUUCAGCAAGCUAUGCCUGAUUCUGAUUGCAUUGCUUCAGAUGAAAAGAAAGACCAGAGUGCUCUUAGACUAAAAGGUGAUAAGAAUAAUGUUAAACAAGUACAGAAGAAACGUAGAGUUGUUUGCGUUUAUGAUGAUGAGGACGAUGAUGAACCUAAAACUCCUGUUCAUGGAGGACCUGCAAAAACUAUGAAGUCACCUAUUGUUUCAGAGGUCAAGAAGAGCAAUGAUGCACACUUAGAGAGGUCUGAUGAUACUCAGCUGGCCCCCAGAAAAUCUAGUGAACCAGAGAAUAUCCGUUUGAAAGAACCAUCUUCUCAAUUACGUAAUGACUCUUCGUCGAUUAAGCAGCCUAAGAAAGACAAAGGUGAUGAAGUCAUUCCUGUGCACGCUCCUUGUGGUCAUGAUAAAUUAGAUCCGAAGCAGACUGUCUCUAAGAUGGCAAAAUUAAGCUCUGCCUCUCCAGUAAAAUCACCUCAGUCACUUCCUGCAAUGAAGCCCAAUUUGGACCGGAAUAAAUCUUCCAAACCUUUGCUUAAAGGCUCCAGCAAUGCUACUCAAAAGAAGGUUGAUCAUGCAUCUUCAAAGUCUUCACACAACCUGAGCUCUUCUCAGAAUCAAGUCGCAACGCAUAAAAAGAAGCUUGCAUCUUCAUCAGAAACUUCUAAAACCACUCCCAAGACAUUACCACAAGCAGUUGAAGUUCCUCCUUCAACGCUUGGUUUUAAGGAACCUGAUGCUCUUCAUGUUGAUAGAUUGGAGGUGAGUAUGGAGGAAAAGAGUAUUAUGUAUGCCGGUUCUGGGACUCCGGAAUCUGCAAGAACUAUGAGGCAUCUUAUUGCGGUUGCCCAGGCAAAAAGGAAACAAGCUCAUUCCCAAUAUCUUACUUUAGGCAUUCACAAUUUUCAAGGGGGAACUCCUAGUCCCUCCAGUGUUCAGCCUAUUCUUUCAAUUUCAAAUAGUUUUGUACAGACAGAUGUGCAGGGUGUUUACGAGCACACUGCAUUGGCUUCUCCACCAACUAAUGAGCAUCACUCUGCCUCUCGGAAUCUACUUGAUGCUGAUGAAAUUGAGGAGAGAAGAGUUGGUUCGGCGCAACGGGGUGUAGGAGGCUCGUUGAGUGGUGGUACAGAAGCUGCUGUUGCUCGUGAUGCUUUCGAAGGAAUGAUUGAGACUUUGUCAAGGACCAAGGAAAGUAUUGGGCGUGCAACUCGUCUUGCAAUUGAUUGUGCCAAGUAUGGCAUUGCCAAUGAGGUUGUUGAGGUUCUCAUCCGAAAGCUGGAAAAUGAAACAAGUUUUCAUCGCAAAGUGGAUUUGUUUUUUCUUGUUGAUUCUAUCACGCAGUGCUCACAUAGUCAUAAAGGCAUUGCUGGAGCCUCCUACAUCCCUACAGUUCAAGCUGCAUUGCCACGUCUACUUGGUGCUGCUGCUCCCCCUGGAGCUAGUGCCCGUGAAAAUCGCCGUCAAUGUCUCAAGGUUUUGAGGCUGUGGCUAGAGAGGAAAAUAUUUCCUGAAUCAGUUAUUCGCCGAUACAUGGAUGAUAUUGGAGUUUCAAAUGAUGAUAUGACAGUUAGCCUUUCUCUUAGGCGGCCUUCUCGAGCAGAGCGAUCUGUUGAUGACCCUAUAAGAGAAAUGGAAGGCAUGCUUGUCGAUGAAUAUGGAAGUAAUGCUACAUUUCAGCUACCUGGCUUUUUAUCUUCUCACGCGUUUGAAGAUGAAGAUGAAGAUGAUUUACAAAUCAAUUCGUGUAAGGAUACACAAGAUGCAUCUCCUGCAGAUCCCACACUUACGCUUGGAGAAUCAGAAACUUCUACUGUUACCCCAAAUGAUAAGCGCCACUGUAUCUUGGAGGACGUGGAUGGUGAGCUAGAAAUGGAAGAUGUUUCAGGUCACCCAAAGGAUGAGAAGCCAGUAUUUUUGAACAGUUUUGAUGAGAUAGACGUGCAAGUUCAGCGGACAGAUAGGAAUUUAGAUCCAACUUCAAACAAUUUGGAAGAGAUAUUAGCUACUCCGGAGGGAUCUCCUCCAUUGCCACUUGAUUCACCUCCUCCUCCCCCACCUUUACCUUCUUCACCUCCGCCACCACCACCUCCAUUAUCUCCAUCUCCAUCUCCUCCCCCACCCCCACCACCUCCAAUAUUGCAGCCACCACCCCCUCCUCGACCACCUGCAGCCCCCCCAGUGCCAUUAAUUCCUCAAUCAUCUGGUUGCGCUCGGCCUACACUUCUUUCCCAGUCAUUAAUACCACCUCAGUCAUCACAUCAGUCAUCCCCACAGUUAGGGUAUCAGCAGAAUGUACCUCAUGACUUUAAUGGCACAACAAGUUCCUCUAUGCAGGGUAAUCAAAUAGUUCAAAUGGCUGGAAGUUCUUUUUCUGGAGGCCACAACAAUGCGGUUGUUAAGAAUGAAAUAUUUCCACAGCCAUCUGCUUUUGCCCCAACUCCAGGCUGCAACUCCCAGGAACCUUCUGGUUUUAAUCCCUCAAGGCAAUUAGAAUACGGACAGAAUGAUGUGUAUUUAAAUGCUCAGGUUCCUCAGCCUAACCAUCAAUUUCAGCCGGGCAACCCGCCAUUUUCUCAAAGACACGCACAUCCUGCUCCACCUCAAAAUACAUCAAAUCAGUACGCUUAUCCAAAUCAUACAGUUCAGCAACAUCUUCCACAUUCAUUCCAUCCUGCCUUCCCUAUACAAUCCCUUCAAGAUGGCCGGAGGCAAUUUGUUGCUGAGGAGCAAUGGAGAAUGCCAUCAAAUGAAUUCAAAACAAACAAUCAACAUGGUGUAUGGAUAGGGAGAAAUCCUUCAUGCCCCGGUCCCCCCUUUGUGCAAGAAGGUAAUUUCCGACCACAACUUGAAAGACCACCAGUAAGCAAUGUCGGUUUUCAGCGACCAAUUUCAGGCAACCUACCUAGCGCUCCAAUAUCAGGACACGGUGUUCCACAGAUGUUGCCUUGUAGACCUGAUAUUCCUACUGUUAACUGUUGGAGACCGACUUGAGGUUACAAUAGUGUUGUUGCUGGUGGGUCAACAUGCAAGGUUAUAUACGGUGCCUCAGUGUUAGAUUCACCUGUGAAGCACAUACAACUUACCUGGAAAGAAAUUUUUUGAGAAUUGUGGAGGCUUUUGGCAGGAUUGUGUAUAUUGUAAUUUUCCUGACAAUGUAUCCAAGGAACAUUUGCUUCCAAGUUUAGGCCCAUGUUUCUGACUUG